AUGAUCACCGCACCUUUUUCCUCAGGCUCAAAAUUUGGCUUCCAAUGUCCCACCCGUGUAAGCUGGAACUCGUCGGGCUCGGAGGAGGAUCCGGAGACGGAGUCCGGGCCGCCCGUGGAGCGCUGCGGGGUCCUCAGCAAGUGGACAAACUAUAUUCAUGGGUGGCAGGAUCGCUGGGUAGUUUUGAAAAAUAAUACUCUGAGUUACUACAAAUCUGAAGAUGAGACAGAAUAUGGCUGCAGAGGAUCCAUCUGUCUUAGCAAGGCUGUCAUCACACCUCAUGAUUUUGAUGAAUGUCGAUUUGAUAUUAGUGUUAAUGAUAGUGUUUGGUACCUUCGUGCUCAGGAUCCGGAUCAUAGACAGCAAUGGAUAGAUGCCAUAGAACAGCACAAGACUGAAUCUGGAUAUGGCUCUGAAUCCAGCUUGCGUCGACAUGGCUCAAUGGUGUCACUGGUGUCUGGAGCAAGUGGCUAUUCUGCAACAUCCACCUCUUCGUUCAAGAAAGGCCACAGUUUACGUGAGAAAUUGGCUGAAAUGGAAACCUUUAGAGAUAUCCUAUGUAGACAAGUUGAUACUCUACAGAAAUUCUUUGAUGCCUGUGCUGAUGCUGUCUCCAAGGAUGAACUUCAAAGGGAUAAAGUGGUGGAAGAUGAUGAAGACGACUUUCCUACUACACGUUCUGAUGGAGACUUCUUGCAUAAUACCAAUGGCAACAAAGAAAAGUUAUUUCCACAUGUAGCACCAAAAGGAAUUAAUGGUAUAGACUUUAAAGGGGAAGCAAUAACUUUUAAAGCGACUACUGCUGGAAUCCUUGCAACACUUUCUCAUUGUAUUGAGCUAAUGGUUAAACGCGAGGACAGCUGGCAGAAGAGACUGGACAAGGAAGUUGAGAAGAAAAGAAGAGCAGAGGAAGCAUAUAAAAAUGCAAUGAUAGAACUUAAGAAAAAAUCUCACUUUGGAGGACCAGAUUAUGAAGAAGGCCCUAAUAGUCUGAUUAAUGAAGAAGAGUUCUUUGAUGCUGUCGAAGCUGCUCUUGACAGACAAGACAAAAUAGAAGAGCAGUCACAGAGUGAAAAGGUCAGAUUACAUUGGCCCACAUCUUUGCCAUCUGGAGAUGCCUUUUCUUCUGUGGGGACACAUAGAUUUGUCCAAAAGCCCUAUAGUCGCUCUUCCUCCAUGUCUUCCGUUGAUCUAGUCAGUGCCUCUGACGAUGUUCACAGAUUCAGCUCCCAGGUUGAAGAGAUGGUGCAGAACCACAUGACUUAUUCAUUACAGGAUGUAGGAGGAGAUGCCAAUUGGCAGUUGGUUGUAGAAGAAGGAGAAAUGAAGGUAUACAGAAGAGAAGUAGAAGAAAACGGGAUUGUUUUGGACCCUUUAAAAGCUACCCAUGCAGUGAAAGGUGUUACAGGACAUGAGGUCUGCAAUUACUUCUGGAAUGUUGAUGUUCGCAAUGACUGGGAAACAACUAUAGAAAACUUUCAUGUGGUGGAAACAUUGGCUGAUAAUGCAAUCAUCAUUUAUCAAACGCACAAGAGAGUGUGGCCUGCUUCUCAGCGAGAUGUAUUAUAUCUUUCUGCCAUUCGAAAGAUAGCAGCCUUGACUGAAAAUGACCCUGAAACUUGGAUAGUUUGUAAUUUUUCUGUGGAUCAUGACAGUGCUCCUCUAAACAAUCGGUGUGUCCGUGCCAAAAUAAAUGUUGCUAUGAUCUGUCAAACCUUGUGACUGAAGCAAGGCUGUGUAAUAUUCCAUGUUGGAGAAAAAAAGGAAAAAAAAUUGAAUGCUCUAAGCUGGAACAUAGGAUCUAUAGCCUUGUCUAUGGUCCAAGACCUUGGCCCUGUGUACAAAAGUGAAGAAAUAUUCCAACAGCAAAGCUAAACAUCUAACACUAGCUGUUUCCUGCUAGAUCUCCUCGCUCAGUGCAUAACUAUAAAUACAUGUACAAUUACAUGUAUAUGGCUAUAUUUUUAUUUGCUUGCUCCUAGAAGAGAAAAAACAUCAAGGUUGAAUCACAACUAGAAAGUGAUGCUUUACUUUUGGAAACUUUUUGAGAAUUUUUAAUUUACCAUAGUCUGGCCUAAGAUCCUCGGUUAUAUCGGGUUUUGUGCACAAAAGAAAAGCACAGAAGUUGAAUGCACAUGGGGCAUGUGCUUUCUGUGCACCAACUAUCUGGAUGAGGUUCUUUUUUCAGGUCUUCGGUCAAAUCUGUGUCCAGAAUUUUUUGACUUUUUUGCUUUGUAUAAUCAUAGAAUUCAUUGCUGCUGGUUUCUGUAAUGAUUCAUGUUGUCAUAUAAGUGUCUCUUGAUAACUGAGGGCUGUCAAUAACCUGUGAUUUCACCUUUUCUAGAGUCUUACUCCCAUGAAGAACCUUGGUUCUGAUGGAGAGAGAGUGAAAAGCUUUAUUUCUUCCACUCCCCCUAUCUUUAUAUUUCUAUUAUAUUUUUUAGUUCUUUACUGUGUGCUACAGAUUUUUCUCAGUUUGUUACAAACACAGUUUGGUAAUUACUAAAUUGGUUCUGCCUGCCUCCAAACAAAAACACUGUACAAAUCUUGUUGGGUAUAGACUGCUUUCUGGAAAAUGGUCAGGAAAAACGAGCUCAUGUUUUCGUGAAAUUUCCAAGUGAAUAUACUGCAUUACUUGUUAAAGCAAAUCAGACUGAGUUUAACAUUUGAUUCAAAAUUUCUAGUAUUCAGUUAUAAGUGUGUUAAUUCUUCUAGUUUGGGUUGGUUUAAAUGAUACGUUGCAAAGUAUACAUGGAAAAUGUGAGCAGUGCUUCAAUUUGCCUCUAGUUCACAAACUUCAGCAGACCAGUAAAGGAUUUCACGAUUCAAGCUAAAAUGCUUUUCUUAUUUGCUAUAAGAACUUAAAAUGUAAAAUACCUUUUUCAUUCUUACUCCUUUGUGAAAAACAUUGAAGCAUGGAGUUGAGGCCAGGAAUAGAACUCGCUGAAGUCAAAAUGACUGCCCACUCAAAGUCUUCAUUGUGUUUACACACAAACAUAUUUAUAUAAACCAGAGGCAUUUUGUAGGUGCUUUGCUGACUCUGUAGAAACACAGAAAUCAGACCCAUUUUGUAAAGUAGAAAGUCAUGUCAUGUAGAACAUGUCCUGUAUAUAUGCCAUACAUGGUAAUGGUGUCUUAAUGAUAAAUGCAAGAUGAUAAUUUAAUGAUGGGAUUAGUCUGAUCACUUAAAUAUGCACAAUCCUGGAGGUGAAUUACUUGCAUCAAAUAUAGUGAUAUUUAUUAUUCUGUACAGAGAGGAAAAUACAUAUAAAACAUAUGCUUACAUUACAUGCACGCAGAUUUCACGCUCCCUAAAUCUUUUCUAUUUUUUAAUUUACCUUUCUCUAAGUGAUGUGCAUGGAAUAUGCCUUAUUAAAGAAAAAUGCUGUUCAUAAUUAGACUAUGUGGAAAAGUGCCUAUGGUGGUAAUGCUAGUAAGGCAAAUAAGAUGAAUUAUCAUACAGGUUUACUACAUCACCAGUUAACAUUUUAUAUCGUGAUGUUUAAAAAAGAAAAGUUUAUACCUCAAAUGUGUAUUUUAUUUUACAAUCAGCUUGGGGUAUGGGGUUGGGAUGGGAGAAUGGGAGGGUUGGGGAGGGAAGGUCUAUUCACCAUACCACGGAUGGGAGUCUUCAGAAAAAUUAUUUAUGCCCACUAUAAAUGUUUUUCUGUGUGCUGUUUCUGGUAACUGUCAUGAACACAGACAAGUAACUCUUUCGUAACUAAAUUGGAUAGCUUUAUUUUACAAAGGUAUGGAAAGUUUACAAAGCAGUAUCUAAAUCUAAUGAUCAUAAGUUGUGUUUGAGCUAAAUGUGAUUAUAUACUUUUACAAUUUACUCUGUAAAUAAAAUGAUUACACUAAAAUAUUUGUACUAAAAAAAGGAAGACAAGAAAAGAUACGUUGUACCUUUAGGUAACUCCACUGGUUCUUCAUGAGAGUUAAUUCUGCCCAAUCAGAUUUAGAAGUGAGCUGGGGAAAUGCAGCAUUCAAGAGGUCAGGAUUCGGAGAGGUACUGACCUUCUAGACAAGACUCCGACCCUCGAGAAUGGUUUUCGUCAGGGCGGUUCCUGCAUGCCGAGUACGUACGACGUUCUCUCACCCCCCAGUAUUUCUCUUCCCUCAGACCUCCCCCCCAGCAGGCCCUUUUGCUCCCUCUUCGACUCACUGACUCGAGUGCGGUGUUAGGAGCUUGAGAGGCUCUGCUGAUGGGGGUUGCCCCGAGUGCCCGCUGCAGGACAGUACUGCACGGUGUUUCAGCUGCAGUUCAGGAGGUAGGCGAUGACCACCGCAGCACUCGGUCUGGAACUGCCACAGAGGCAGCCAGACCCAGGAGCUGUCUGCAGGGGUUAUGAGGGGGCAAGGCGAAGCGAGGAGGAAUGGGCUCCCGUCCGUUCGUCUCACCCGCUGGUCUGUACACCUACGCGGCAUCAGUGUCGGUGCCGUUGAGAAAUCUUCUGUGGGGCCGAGCCGCUUCUCUUGCGGCGUUGUGCUGGCUCUCCUUAAGCGUAUCAGGUGUUCGUCCGGGUAAACGCUUUCCGCCAGGAUUAGUCCGAGCUGUAAAGAUGAUGUGUUUGAAUUUUGUCAUUGUUCAUCUACAUACUCAGCAUAAUCGCUUUGAAGUACCUUGGGGUGUGUAGAGUGUAGCUAUUCUGUAAUAGCUUUAUGAUCCUGGUGUUCUUUUUAAAUAAUAAGGUUGGAUCUUCCAUGUUGCAAUCACAAAUUAAAACCAGUAUUUAAAGUGGAAAAGUAUUAAACUAUUAUGGAUAAA
Messenger RNA from Carlito syrichta (Philippine tarsier), 4768 nucleotides. RefSeq names its product collagen type IV alpha 3 binding protein (gene CERT1). Gene Ontology annotation, molecular function: phosphatidylinositol-4-phosphate binding. Lineage: Eukaryota; Metazoa; Chordata; Mammalia; Primates; Tarsiidae. Gene Ontology annotation, cellular component: Golgi apparatus. The record is from RefSeq and is a predicted model, not a curated record. The transcript is spliced from 18 exons. Gene Ontology annotation, biological process: ER to Golgi ceramide transport. Bases 1 to 1722 code for a protein of 573 amino acids.